This is a messenger RNA of Cotesia congregata, 1299 nucleotides long. NCBI's taxonomy places the organism in Eukaryota, Metazoa, Arthropoda, Insecta, Hymenoptera, Braconidae. The record is from the annotation of a GenBank genome assembly.
AUGAUACAGAUGGCAUUUGAAGACUCAGAGGACAAUUGGACGGAUGCAUUGCCGGUAUGCAAAGAGUCUGGAGUAGGAUUUUCCACUAACCAGAUCUACAGGGAAGAUGGUUAUCGCCAAGAAGAUCAUCCAUUUGAAGACAGGUGCUUUCAUUGCAAAUACGACGAGUCGACGUUUGUCUACGGAAUAUUUGACGGGCAUGAAAGCUCCAGGGCUGCUAAUUUUGCUCUGCAGAGGAUGGCCGCUGAGAUACUGUUGGGACAACUCAAUGGCAAGAGCACUAAUGAAGAAGUCAAAGAAGUUCUCAGACAGGCAUUUAUUUCAGUGGAGCGAGGAUACUUUGAUUCAAUCGGAGAUCUACUGGCAGAGCGCACUAGCUUAAAAUUUGACAUCCCAGAAGAACUUAAUUCCUAUGAAGCUUAUCAGAAGUUUCCGGAUCUGGUGAACAAACUGAACAAGUUAAACCGCGAACUGGCUGCUGGAACAAGCGCAAUUGUCGCUCUAGUCUUUCGUAAUAAUUUAUACGUGGCUAAUGUUGGAGAUAGUCGGGCUCUGCUUUGUAAAACUGACAGUAAUCAAGUGCUGAGGGUUGUUCAGUUGAGUUCUCACCUGGGUAACCAAGAAAACACAAGGUGCCUUGGAAAUUAUUUAGUCAAAGGGGGAUACAAAGAAUUUGAAGAGCUAGCAGCGUCAACGUCAGAGCCAAUAAUAGCAGAGCCAGAAAUUCAUGGUGGUAUUGACCUGGAUGACUCGUGUAGAUUUCUUCUCUUAAUGUCCCGAGGGUUGUACAAGUCUUUGGAAGAAGCUACGGGUACUGACCAGGUCAAUAAAGAACUAGCUUUGAUGGUAGUCGAGCAGUUCCGAAUUCAGUCCACUCUGACAGGAGUUGCUCAGGCAGUUGUGGACAAAGUGGUGAGGAUUCACCAUGAUAUGAACAUGAGUAACUCGCAAAAUUCUUCUAAAAGUGGUAAGCGAGAGGAUAUUACACUCUUGGUGAGGAAUUUUAAUUUUCCACUGCCGAAUGCUUUAAAAAAUCCCAGUGGUCAGUCGGUUCACUUCAACCCGAUUGUCCAGACUGCUGUUACAAGUGUCCAAGAAGGUGACUUUUGUACGAGCAAUGUUUCAGAUUUUAAUCCUUCGACUAAUGAUACCACGUCGACGUCGGAAACUUCUUCGGUAAAUACUCGACCGGAUAGGAAUGCUAAAAUUCAACCUUAUGUUGAUUUUUCAGAAUUCUUUGAAAAUGUUGAGAGGCGCAGAAAAAAUGGGACGCUUCCUAAAGAUAUUGAUUUUGGAUAA